CAUGACCGCGUCACCCCACCUGUGCUCCUCGUUGUACACCGAUCUCUCCUGUCUUGCGACCUUGCUUCACCCGCCCUCAACAUGGCUUCAGGCAAGCAACGAGCCAAUAAGCCCGAGUUCCCUAUACUCGAGGCCAAUGCCUUGUAUGCAGGCGAGAUAAGAGGCGAUGGCAACUGCCUAUUCAACGCCUUGUCCGACCAGCUCUACGGCCACCAAGAAAUGCACGAAGUCCUACGGACCGCGACUAUUGAACAUAUGCGGGACAACUCAGACUUCUACCGCCAAUACAUGGCCGUGAACAACGUGCGCAGAAACCCAAAACGCAAGACCACGUCUGCAUUGCCCACUCGCAUUGACACUUCAUACUAUACAGAGGAGCAGCUGCAACACCAGUUCGAAGACCAUGUUGAGAAAAUGGGGCAGCCUGGCGAGUGGGCCGACAACAUGGAAGUAUCGGCCUUUGCAUCAGCACUUAAUGUCCAUGUCCGCCUUUGGCAGGCUGACUAUACCUACUUGUUCUCACCACGCAUAUACUACAUCCCACAUGAUGAUUCCACUGCUGAAGAUGAUAGGCAGACGCUACACAUCGCUUAUCACAGUUGGGAGCACUACUCCUCCGUCCGCAACACCACAGGCCCUCACACAGGGCUUCCAGAAGUUCACAUUCUACCAGAGAUGAUUUCAAAGAAGCGUCCUAGUCCAAGUGUAGAUGGUGAUGAUGACGAUCAGCUUCCGCGGGCCAGGAAGCGUCGAUCACCGCUGCCAUUGUUUGACUCGGAUUCCACACCUGAGGGUACCGAAAGCUCAUCGGACGAGUCAAACGGGCCCGUCUUCUCACAACAAUCUCACCUCGACAUACCGCACGAGGAGCAAAAUGUUAAGCCCCAAAAGCUGACCAUCAAGCUUCGCGGUCUCCGCACCACCGAUCCUCCCAUACCCUCCCGGGUUUCAUCACCAGCACCCGCACCUACACCUCCACUCCUUCCACCAACCACCCAUGUCUCCACAUUUACGCUCGCGCUAAACGACACGUCGGCUACAACCUGA
This is a messenger RNA of Cucurbitaria berberidis CBS 394.84, 1047 nucleotides long. Its product is annotated as cysteine proteinase. Gene Ontology annotation, molecular function: cysteine-type deubiquitinase activity. NCBI's taxonomy places the organism in Eukaryota, Fungi, Ascomycota, Dothideomycetes, Pleosporales, Cucurbitariaceae. The coding region runs from base 82 to 1047 and encodes 321 amino acids. The transcript has 3 exons. The record is from RefSeq and is a predicted model, not a curated record. Gene Ontology annotation, biological process: protein deubiquitination.